UGUCUAUCUGUGUUAAUGGUCUAGUGUGUGACGAACCUUUCUGUGAAGUCAUGCAUUGUGUCUGUCUGUCAUCACCAGGAUGGAAACUCUGCACUGAUGAUGGCUGCCAGGGAGGGUAGGACUGAAGUAGUUUCACUGCUACUAGAGGCUGGAGCUAACACUGACCUACAGAAUAAGAAUGGAUACUCUGCACUGAUGAUGGCUGCCAGGGAGUGGUAGGACUGAAGUUGUUUCACUGCUACUAGAGGCUGGAGCUAACACUGACCUACAGAAUAAGGUAGUAUCAUGUAUGAGGGGGUGUGGUGGUUCUACUGUGUGAGGCGUACAUCAUCUAGCUGUGUUAAUGGUCUAGUGUGUGACGAACCUUUCUGUGAAGUCAUGCAUUGUGUCUGUCUGUCAUCACCAGGAUGGAGACUCUGCACUGAUAAUGGCUGCCAGGAGGGUAGGACUGAAGUUGUUUCACUACUGGUGAAGGCUGGAGCUAACACUGACCUGCAGAAUAAGGAUGGAGACUCUGCACUGAUGAUGGCUGCCAGGGAGGGUAGGACUGAAGUAGUUUCACUGUUACUAGAGGCUGGAGCUAACACUGACCUACAGAAUAAGGAUGGAUACUCGGCACUUAUGAUAGCUGCCAGCAGUUGCAGUAAGACAGUUCCCAUGCUAGUAAAAGCUGGUGCUGCACUGGACCUGCAGAACAAGGAAGGAGACACAGCUGUGAUCAUGGCUACACUGAGGUACCAUUUGCCAGUGUCGAAGGAGUUGGUCAGAGCUGGAGCUGACCUCAACCUACAGAACCAGGAGGGGUUGACGGCCCUGAUGAUAUCCUCAAGAUCUGGUAGAACUGAUCUCACAGAGAUACUGCUGUCAGGAGAGAUCAUCUCUCUUGAUAUUCAGAGUGUCAAUUGGAUGGUCGGCUCUGUUCUUUUGCUGUUGACACGGAGAUGCAGCAACAACGAAAUUACUGCUUAAGGCAGGGGCUGACCCUUUUCUUCGAGGCCAAGGGCUUACAGCUAUGGAUGUUGCUUCUGCUAACGCCCCUGCCCCUUCUUUGUCAGAACUCUGAGUGCUGAGAGUCGUAGGCACAGAGCUAUGCAUCGCUUCUAAGGAAACACAUGCAGAAACCCCUCAAAACAGAAAGUGUCACAGCAGAUCAUCUCUGGAGCUCCACAAUCAGCAGAAACUGUCUUUGGAGCAAUCAGAAUCAUCUCUUGAAGCCGUCCGCAACUCAGCAGUAUCAUCUCCGUGCAAGGACAAUUCUCGUAAGUGUACAUGAUAAUAUGAGAUCAGAUCGAAAUAUGUUGCAGUACACAAUCGUAUUGCGCAUUACCUCAUGCACUUCAAGAGCUGUUAUGUACAUAAACCUUGCACAUCUCAAAAACAUGAAUGUGUCUAGUACAUAUGUGAUGUGUACAUGUGUCUCCCUGAGUGAAACAGUGCAGCACAUACAUGUACAAAUGUACUGCUGGCUGUGAGAGAGCGAGAGAGAGAGAGAGAGAGAG
Geodia barretti is the source of this 1499-nucleotide messenger RNA. The record is from the annotation of a GenBank genome assembly. Lineage: Eukaryota; Metazoa; Porifera; Demospongiae; Tetractinellida; Geodiidae.